ACUUCUCACACAAUAAUAUUUAUUUUUUGCAGACUUUCUGAAAUUUUCAAAGUUUGAAGAUUUUGAAAUUAAAUUUGUAUGUAUAAUUAAUACCUAGUAUGUGAGUAGAAUUAACUAAUUUGAAGUUAACUUAAACAUUUGUCAGUAUUGGGUACGAUGUGCUCACAAUUCGGAUUCCAGCGUUUCUAGAUGAAAUACAACGUCAAAAUUAGUGGUCAUCAUGCCUCCAAAGGUGACCAAGUCACAGGCGGAGCUAAAAAAGGCGCAGAGACAACGGGAGGAGAACGAGUUGGCGACAGAGGAUGACGCCCUGCCUGGCGAAACCAAGGCGGAUCGUCGCCGAAGAUUGGAACGCGAACGGAAGAGACAGAGUCGCGGUGAGAAAAAGGAAACCGCGACACCUUUGUCUAGAUUGCGACCUUCGCCAGCACGUGUGAAGCACAUCAAGAUCGAAAAGGAGGAGGAUACCGAUGACGAAUUAGAGGAAGGGAGUGGCGACGACUACCGAGAUGCCGUCUUGCGAAAUCCAAUAGUAAAAUUGCAAGAAUCAGAAUGUGAAGACAACAAUGACGCCGAGUACACUCCUGACGAUGACGGGAACCAAUCUGAUGAAUUAAUUCAAGUACCAAAAAAGACACCAAGAAAACGCCGGAGGACAUCAACAAAAUCGAGAUCUGCCUCCAGUAUCGACAAUAGAACAAAUCCCAGACGUAAACGAUCAGUCAGUGCCAAAAAUUUGAAACUGGAAGCCAUCAGAAAGAGAAUUAAGAGGCAGGAGGAGGAAAAUCUGCCGUAUGACGGACCGGAUCUUGACUCGAUUCCUGGCGAGACGUGGGCCGAUUAUAGGCGACGAAAGGACCGUGAGAGGGUCAGGAAGAAGAGAGCUCUGCAGAAAAGUACGCAAAAUCUGGGUCAGGGGAACAAUGAUUCAGAAGCACGCCCAGAUCUAUCUACUUCUCGUCCACUUGUGACCUACACUCCUCGGGAGAAAGUAGUUCGUUCUAUUCGCCAUGAGGUUGACCGCCUUAUUACCACCGAGACUGAGAAAAAGUGGGACCCUACCAGUAAAAAGUGGAAGAAGAAUCGACCCCAAAAUUUGGAAGACGUUUCACCUGAAGUCGGAGAGGAUUGGCUCUUCAAGGAAAUGCUCAUCCAUAAGCUCCAGUUAGAAUUCGAACACGUUCGAUCGGUUCUCAUCACAGAAGCCGUCGAGCUGGAAUUGGACCCUGGUGUUCCAUCCCUGGAACGACCCUUAACCCCGGCUCAAGGUCAAACUUCAAAUUACCCUGCUGGUGAUGAUACGAGUGACAGCGACUACGCCCGUGAUGAGGAUGACAAUAAUUCUAAUAAUGGUAGCGAUCACGAUGGCUCGGCUUGCAACUCUCUCGAAGUCGUCAUGGUCAAACCAGAACCUGCCGACAUCCAAGAAAACAACGAGAUGCAAGACUGGAUAGCCAACACCGUCUCUGCGGCCGACGACGACUUGACCAAUUCCCACACCACUUCCGGAUUCCAACCAAAGCAUCGAAUCCAUACUAUCAGGAAACAAGAACGCGCCACCCAACUUGAAUUACAACUUGAAUUAUGCCGUGCCCGCUGGAUGGAGGAAAAACCGGACGACUCCCAAAGUCGUGACUUGAUUGACAUCGAACGUCAAAGCCUCAUUGACCAAGUUAUCCUCGAAAAGAAGGAGCUUAUCAAACACGCAGAAGUCUGGCUUAGUCAAAAGAGAGAACUUUACAGCAAGGAAUCUCUCACCGAGAGGAGCGCCCGGAUCGCGGCUCGCUUAAAAGAUAACGAACCACAAAGUCAGAAGGAUAAGACGCAAGCGACCAAGGUCGGGAAGACCUCAACCCCAAAUGCGACAGCCUCCUUUCAGCUCACCCCGGAAGAAAAAAAGUCACGUCAUGCAGAAAUCUUCCGAAUACGAUGCCGCAUGGAGAAAAAAGAGUAUGAAAUCCACACUAGCCUCGUUGCCACUCAGAAUCCGACCGAAUUCUCCAACACACUGACGCACCCAGACCAUCAACCGGUCAUCCAAUACUGGACAUUGGCCGCGGAAUCGAGCAGAGCUAAAGUUAGGGAAGAAAUAAUUAAGUAUCGUAAAAUGUUGGGAAGAUUUCUCACUUUGACGAAAACAAGCAAGAUCAGUUACAACAUGUCGUCGUCAGCGGUUCAGGUCGUGGAAUCCUCGGCAACCACAAACUUCAAAGAAUUCCACACUUUUCUGGGAGAAUUUGGAUCGAUUGUUGGUAAACAUUUGGAAGAUAGACGAUUCUACAUGACACGGAGGGCCAAGAAAUACAACGAGCUCAGUUUGGAGGCCAGAUUUAAAGAGAAUUUGCGUCACAAGGAGCGUAAAGCGAAGGUGCGUGGGGGUGGCGUUAUCUCGGCAGAGGAUCGCGCUAAAUUUGACGCCGAACGCGCGGCCGGUGUGGUCGCAUGGGAAGCGAAAAUGAGGGAGAGAGCAUUUAAAAAGCAGUUCAAGGAGGCCAACAGGGCUAUCAAAGGCCCGAGAAGAAGGCGGAUAAAGAAAAGUCCGUCGACAUCGAUGGCGACGACGUCAGUUCCGUCAAGAAAGAAGACGACACUAAAUACAAAACAAACUGCAAAUUUCCUCCCUACAUAUAUUCCCCCACAACAACAGCAAAGUCGAUAUCAUGUCGACAACGACGACGAUAGUGACGACGACUGGACGCCUAACGCCGGCUCGUACUCUCCUCCACCGCAAGAUGAUGAUAACUACCUCAACCAAAACCAAUACGUCCAGCAACAGCAGCCGCAGCAUCGCGCCUAUCAGCACUUUAUGGGGGCUGCGAGUCCGGCUCGAUAUGAAUUGGGACAGGUCCAAGUUGAUGGAUGGGUAGCCUUAUCAACACCACAACACGGUUAUCACCAAGAACAAGCUAAUUCGUCCUACCCGUCGAUAUCUGGCAAUUAUCAGCAACACUUGUCCACCAUUAACACAAACGACUGGUCAUCUAACGUCGCCUAUCGAAACGUCGCCGAUGCUUAUUCCUCUCACGCCUCUUCGCAACCCAAAAAUACCAAACGGAAGCCGGGCCGUCCUCGUGGGUCGAGUUAUAAAUCUCGCUCCACCAAGUUGGUCAAAGAUUCGCUGAAACGCUGUCGACGAAAACACCCUCCGAAUACUGACUAUUGGGGGAAUCGAGCCAGGAAGGCGAGCAAGGCACGAAAGGCUACUCUUGGUCCCCCACCUCCAGUAGACCCACCUCCACCUGAGACAGUUUGCCCACUGGAACGCUCAGUCCAGAAGAUGCUGGAAACGAAACUCCCAGAAAAUGUGACCAAUCUCUGUCCAAAAUGUCCCCACUGUGAUAAAGUCUUUAGUGAAGAGGCCGCUUUCAAGGCACAUUUGAAAAAGAGACAUCCCGAACCGGAAGUGGAAAAGAAGAAGACAAAGGAUGAGAAAUCGAAAAAGAAGGACAAGAAACCGCAACCGAGCUACCAGUCGAAAGAGAAGCUUACCUGUCCUAUCUGCGAUUUCGUCUACACUGACAGGGGUCGUCUCUGUGAGCAUUUGUUUUCGAACCACUGGGUCAAAAAUGAAGUCAAAUAUGUGUGCCCGUUCAGCGCCCGCGUUGGGAAGCAGGUUGACCUAAAGUGUAACAAUUUGCUAUUCGGGAAGUUCAGCCUAUCAAACCAUUUUAAGAGGAAGCAUCCCGAGGCAACGAAACAGUGGUACUUGACCCUUGACUCACGCAGCACAACGGGUCGUUCCUCUUUGUUUGUGUGCCUUGAAUGUGACCACGAUUGCAAGUCCUUCUCCACCCUCAUCGACCACUACGUGUCGACGCAUGACCAUUUACGAUGGGAGUGUGAGCACUGUGGCGUCUUGUUGAGGAGAAGGGAGCAGCUGGAUGAUCAUGUCGCCCUUUUCCAUCCUCAUGACCAUCCUGGAGUCGAAAACUCGAAAAGUGACGCUCCGCUUAACAUUUCGAUUUUAAAUGUCCACAAGUGUGCUACAUGUCUGUCUGAAUUUUCGUCACUGGAAUGGCUACAAAAUCAUGUCAAAAAAGGUCAUAGAUUUAUCGCUGAUGAGGAGGGAGCAGAAAAUUCACAGCUUGAAGAAUGUGAUUCGAGCCGGACUUGCUUCUGGUGUAGGAAAGAGUUCAAGUCGGGUUCUGAGUUGGUGGAUCAUAUAGAACAAUGUCAUCCUAAUGAGCCGCCUGUAUCGAAGGCGAUGGAGCCGGAAAUGUAUCACUGUGCGGAACCUUACAAAUGCGAACUCUGUGCAAAAUCGUUCCUAACUUUGGCCCGGUUGAGAAAGCACUGCCUCGACGAUCAUGAUCUCGCUAAAUAUUUCGAAGUCGUAAAAGAUAAGAUUUCGAUCCCCCCGUCGACAUCUAAUCAUACCCAUCAAGAAGAGCAGCACGCAUCCACCAAACAUUCCACCCACAGCAUUACAUCCUCUUCCUCCUCCCUCUGUCAACUUUGCCACUUUACGACAUCUCACUCCUUCCACCAGGUCCACCUCGUCUACGACCAAGUCAUGAAACGUUACUGCCAAAUUUGUCAAAGAAUUUUAACCAGCAAGGCGAUGUUGAUUCUCCACAUGAACGCUGUCCAUUCCACCCCCCUCAACGCCCUCGUCAUCCCCUCCGCCACUGGAAUAGUAGAUGAUACGACCUUGCAUGACCCCAAUGAUCCCCCCACUUCUUGUCCCGAAUGCCCAAAAAUCUUCACCGCUUCCCAGUUUCAUCAUUACCAUUCCUUCCAUGCACAAGGAGCCUUGGCCUGUCCGCACUGUCCGAGUUUAUUCGUGACACGAGAGAUGCGGACAAAACACGUCAAAGAAGAACAUAAUCCAGCCAAAAAGGUCAUAACCCCAGAAAUUUUGGAAUCAUUGAUACACGCCACAGAGGUCGAGCAUAGCGGAAAGUCCGUCACCAUUUACACCUGUAAAGUAUGCAUGAAAAACUACAAGAGUAAAGAAUUCGUCGUCACUCACAUUCAAGAAGCGCACAAAAACAACGCCUUCACUAGGGUGAUGUGUCCUCAGUGCAAUACUACAUUCCAGUACGCCCAUUCUUUAGAGCGUCAUAUUAAAUCGGCUCACAGCGAGGAGGGGAUGAAGAGGUUUAAAUGUCCGGCGUGUCCAAAAACGAUUACGACCAUGGCGCAGAUUAAACGGCACGUGAAACAAUUUCAUCCUGAGGUUAACUUCGAUCCCGAAAAGAUUGAGACGGUGAACAUUGCCGAGGAGGGUCUAAAAAAUGGGAAACGUUUCCUCUGCAAUAUUUGUACGCAGGAUUUUUCGACGGAGGACGGGCUAAAGUCGCACAUCACUGGGAAGCAUUUUCCUAUCCACUUCACCUCCUUUUGUGACCACUGUGGCCUCCAGAUUAGUCAGAAGAGGAAGAAGUGGCACAUGUGGAAAUAUCACGGCGUGGCAAUUAAUAAGAGGCACGAUGUGGCAAAAACGAGCAAGGCCAGGACUCAAGUCAGCUCUGUGUUUGAGCUAUUGGACAUGUUGCAGAAAAUAUACGUCAAGACUUCUUCCUCGACCGGAUAUCGGAAGCGAACCAGGGUUGCUAGAGAAGAAGAGGAAAUCAGUGAAAACGAUGAAGGACAAGAAUCCGAGGAUGAAGAUGAUGAUGAACAAUCUUUCGACGAAUCGAAUGAAGACGAAGAUUACAACCAGAAGUCACGCCGUCGAUCUGCACGAAGUAAGCCUAAACGGAAACCAGUCUCUCCCAAGAAAAGCAGCACCCGAUCUCGUCGUACAACCAGUACCACCAAAUCCUCCGUGUAUUACAUUGACGAUUCUUCUUCAUUGGAUGAUAAGGAUGAAUCUGAAUUUUCUCACGUGGGCGACUCUGACGAAGAUGACGAAGAUAACCAAGUCUCACUGAAAAGGUUGUUCAUCAAUCCGAACAAGAGUAAACGGCGUGGGGGAAUAUCAUCAUCAAAUCCUGAACCCUCGAAAAGAGCGUUAGAUUUGUUAGGAGGUAGAUUUAUUGGUAUCGCGCUAGAACGGUGUGAUGCUACAAAUUGAAUUUUGAUUAAAAAUAGAGUUACAAAAGUUCAGUAACAAAACUUGUCUUGAAUUCAAAAUUAUUUUAUUUUAACAAAUCAAUAAAUAAAUGGAUUCCUGAUUCAAUACAA
Molecule: messenger RNA, 6129 nt
Organism: Folsomia candida
Lineage: Eukaryota; Metazoa; Arthropoda; Collembola; Entomobryomorpha; Isotomidae
Exons: 13
Coding region: 221-6019 (1932 amino acids)
Source: RefSeq, a predicted model, not a curated record